Molecule: messenger RNA, 1212 nt
Organism: Ochotona curzoniae (black-lipped pika)
Lineage: Eukaryota; Metazoa; Chordata; Mammalia; Lagomorpha; Ochotonidae
Gene: HOXC6
Product: homeobox C6
Exons: 3
Coding region: 707-1168 (153 amino acids)
Biological process (GO): regulation of transcription by RNA polymerase II; anterior/posterior pattern specification
Cellular component (GO): nucleus
Molecular function (GO): RNA polymerase II cis-regulatory region sequence-specific DNA binding; DNA-binding transcription factor activity, RNA polymerase II-specific
Source: RefSeq, a predicted model, not a curated record
GCAGAACAGUCCUCCCUGGAAGAGCCUAACCAUUGCCAGGGAAACCGGCGCGGGGCGCUCCCUUCGUGACUAGUAUUUUUUUUUAAUUAUUAUUAAUCUGAUAAAUAAUUAUUUCCCUCCCCCCUAUUUAAUUUUUCCCCUCCCAGGUGGAGUUGCUGAAGGAAGCUGGGGGCACCUGGGGAGGCUGGGGUGGGGAGUGGAGAAGCAGGAGUGGAGGGGGCGUCUCUCCCUUCCCGACCCUCGGGCCCCCAAGGGGCAGCAGGAAUGCGGGAGCGGCAGAGAGGCCUCGCCCCUCGCCUCCCGCGCUCUCCCUUCUGCCCCCCUCCGCAACAACUCUCUUGGAUUUUUUUUUUUGAUGAGUAGGACUUUUUUUAUUUUUAAUUUUUGCAUUUCUAUAAAGUAUAUGUAUAUGUGUGUGUGGAGCUGACACGAGCCCGGCAGCGGCAAAGAAUGAGUGUGGGAAAGAGAGGCAGAGAGAGAGAGAGGGAGAGAGGGAGAGUGACAGCAGCGCCCGGACGUGCUCCCCAACGUCGCCCUCAAUUCCUCUGCCUAUGAUCCAGUGAGGCAUUUCUCGACCUAUGGAGCGGCCGUUGCCCAGAACCGGAUCUACUCGACUCCCUUUUAUUCGCCACAGGAGAAUGUCGUGUUCAGUUCCAGCCGGGGGCCGUAUGACUAUGGAUCUAAUUCCUUUUACCAGGAGAAAGACAUGCUCUCAAACUGCAGACAAAACACCUUAGGACACAACACACAGACCUCAAUCGCUCAGGAUUUUAGUUCUGAGCAAGGCAGGACUGCACCCCAGGACCAGAAAGCCAGUAUCCAGAUUUACCCCUGGAUGCAGCGAAUGAAUUCGCACAGUGGGGUUGGCUACGGAGCGGACCGGAGGCGCGGCCGCCAGAUCUACUCGCGGUACCAGACCCUGGAACUGGAGAAAGAAUUCCACUUCAACCGCUACCUAACGCGGCGCCGGCGCAUCGAGAUCGCCAACGCGCUCUGCCUGACCGAGCGGCAGAUCAAGAUCUGGUUCCAGAACCGCCGCAUGAAGUGGAAAAAAGAAUCCAACCUCACGUCCACGCUCUCGGGGGGCGGCGGAGGGGCGGCCGCUGACAGCCUGGGCGGCAAAGAAGAGAAGCGAGAAGACACAGAAGAGGAAAAGCAAAAAGAGUGACCAGGACUAUGGUCUCUGCCACCCGGCUCUCCUCCUCCCUCGCU